GCUGAAUCAAUCAAACAGAACCAACACCUUCAUGAAGAAAUACUUCAGAGACAGUCAGUAUCAAGGUCCAGGUGCCAGCAGUGUGAACAACAUCAACAGGAGCACAAACUGAGACUGGCUGAGAUGGAGACGUUUUACAAAGACAAGCUGAAUGAGGAGAGAUCUGCUCUGCAGCAAAACCAAGAAGAACUGAUGUCAUUCAAAGAGAGAUUGGCUGAAUCAAUCAAACAGAACCAACACCUUCAUGAAGAAAUAUCAACUUUGAAAAAAGAAGGACAGAGACUUCAGAGACAGUCAGUAUCAAGGUCCAGGUGCCAGCAGUGUGAACAACAUCAACAGGAGCACAAACUGAGACUAGCUGAGAUGGAGACAUUUUACAAAGACAAGCUGAAUGAGGAGAGAUCUGCAUUGCAGCAAAACCAAGAAGAACUGAUGUCAUUCAAAGAGAGAUUGGCUGAAUCAAUCAAACAGAACCAACGUCUUCAUGAAGAAAUGUAA
Molecule: messenger RNA, 498 nt
Organism: Cyprinodon tularosa
Lineage: Eukaryota; Metazoa; Chordata; Actinopteri; Cyprinodontiformes; Cyprinodontidae
Product: signal transducer and activator of transcription C-like
Exons: 10
Coding region: 124-498 (124 amino acids)
Source: RefSeq, a predicted model, not a curated record